AUGGAGAGAUUUCAGGCUGGGAUGCUGCUGGGGAGUGUCGGGGAUGCUCUCGGUUACAGAAACGGCCGCAGGGAGAACGGUGCUUCAGGCACGAAGAGUCAGGAGGGGCUGCAAACCCUCGGGGGACUGGACCACCUCGUGCUCUCACCGGAGAAGUGGCCUGUGAGUGACAACACCAUCAUGCACAUGACGACGGCCAGGGCCCUCACCACAGACUACUGGUGCCUGGACGACCUGUACCGGGAGAUGGUGAGGCGCUACGUGGAAGUGCUCGAGAAGCUUCCUGAACGCCGAGCAGACCCCUCAACCAUCGAAGGCUGCUCGAAACUGAAGCCGGACAACUACCUCCUUGCCUGGCACACACCUUUCAACGAGAAGGGUUCGGGGUUCGGAGCCGCCACCAAAGCGAUGUGCAUUGGCAUGAGGUACUGGAAGCCGGAGCGGCUGGAGACCCUUAUUGAAGUCAGCAUUGAGUGCGGCCGGAUGACACACAACCACCCCACAGGCUUCCUCGGGUCCCUGUGCACAGCCCUGUUUGCAUCCUACGCCGUACAAGGAAAGCCACUGGAACAGUGGGGGAGAGACAUGAUGAAGACAAUCCCACUGGCUGAAGAAUAUUGUAAGAAGACCAUCCGGCACCUGGCAGAGUACCAGGAGCACUGGUUCUACUUUGAAGCUAAAUGGCAGUUUUACCUGGAGGAGAGAAAAAUUAAUGAAGACACUAAAAGUAAAGCUGUCUUUCCGGACCAUUAUGAUGCAGAGGACAGGGACAAGACCUACAAGAAGUGGAGCUCGGAAGGUCGAGGGGGACGACGGGGCCACGAUGCCCCCAUGAUCGCCUACGACGCUCUCUUAGGAGCCGGGGACAACUGGGAAGAGCUCUGCCACCGGGCCAUGUUCCACGGAGGUGAGAGCGGCGCCACAGGGACCAUCGCGGGCUGCCUGUUCGGGCUGCUCCACGGCCUGGAUGCUGUUCCCAAGGGCCUGUACCAGGACCUGGAGCACAAGGAGGAGCUGGAGCAACUGGGCGAAGCGCUUCACCGCCUGUCCACAGAGGAGAAGUAA
Molossus molossus (Pallas's mastiff bat) is the source of this 1065-nucleotide messenger RNA. RefSeq names its product ADP-ribosylhydrolase like 1 (gene ADPRHL1). The record is from RefSeq and is a predicted model, not a curated record. Lineage: Eukaryota; Metazoa; Chordata; Mammalia; Chiroptera; Molossidae. The transcript is spliced from 7 exons. The coding region runs from base 1 to 1065 and encodes 354 amino acids. Gene Ontology annotation, molecular function: magnesium ion binding; ADP-ribosylarginine-[protein] hydrolase activity. Gene Ontology annotation, biological process: protein de-ADP-ribosylation.